AUGAUUCUAACAACAGCAUCAACAAGAAUAAGUAAUGAAAAAUUGCAAAAUACAACAAAAACAAGCACAAAAGUAAACAGAACUUCAUCGAGAAAGUCAAAGAUAUCUAAACUACCAAAAUUGGCAACUACUAUUAAUCGCAGUAAUUUAACUAGCGGCAAAUUUCUGAAAUCAAGAAAUAAAUCUAAAAUAAUGGAUACAGAAUCUGAAUCCCCAACGUUGCAGGGGGUUCAUCAUUCACUGACUUCUACUACAAAUAAAGAAGAUAGCUAUGAUAUGCUUUUUAAAGAUAAUGAAUUAUCUAAUACCAUUCCUGAAAAAGCUACUAUUAAUAGCACUGUAACUUCCGGUACAAUAAUUAUAUUAGAUGAUAUUACUAAACGACCUGAAGUACACUAUAAUAUUAGUAAUAUUACUUUAGUACAGGCUAAAAAUAAUCUGCAGUCAAAGACAGUGACAAAAACCCAGCUAAUAUCAAAUGAUGCGCUGAAAAACAAAUUAUGGACUUAUACGAAAGUUGCGCAUAAUACUUCUACUGAAACUGAAAAACAGUGGAAAGAAGGCAAAACAACAGUAAGUAAUGUAAGUACGGUAGUAGGAAAUUCUGAAAAGAAUAAAAAGGAAAUGAAUAAAUUCCUGGAAAAAAAUAAUUUGCUACAGAAGGAUACUCAAAUAGUGACUGAGGCACUUCAUCCAACUGUUUCUCCGUCAACUGAGGUACAAUAUUUUCAUAUUACAAAUUAA
Messenger RNA from Thelazia callipaeda (thelaziosis nematode), 744 nucleotides. Lineage: Eukaryota; Metazoa; Nematoda; Chromadorea; Rhabditida; Thelaziidae. The record is from the annotation of a GenBank genome assembly.